AUGCGCGGCAAAAUCAUCCUCGAAGAGCACGUCUGUCUGCCGGAGGAAGCAGAAGUCGAAAGCAGCAAGUUUGCGUCAAGCAAUGCGCAGGAUCUCGGCCGCGCUCUUCUCGACCUGCACCAGGAUCGUCUACAGGAGAUGAACGCCAACGGAGUCGAAUUCGCCAUCAUUUCACAGAACACGCCCGGUCCUCAAGGCCUCACAGAUCCUAAUGAAGCAGCCAGCUAUGCGACUCGAUCCAAUGACUAUGUGUCUGAGCUAGUCGAUCAGGCUCCGGAGAGAUUUGCAGCAUUUGCCGUUGUAUCGAUGCACACCACCGAAGCCGCUGUUGUCGAAUUGAAGAGGGCAGUCGAACGACUAGGAAUGGUUGGUGUCCUGCUACAUGAUUCCCAACUCUACCUCGACGACAAAGGCCAGCUCAGAGAGUAUCAUUACGAUGACCCUCGAUAUGAUGAAUUCUGGGCCGCGGUGGAACAAUUAUCCGUGCCUGUCUAUCUUCAUCCAAAGUCGCCCUUACCUGAUGAGAUCUCGAGGCUAUACAGUGCUCGUCCAUGGCUCCUCGGCCCAGUCUACAGUUAUGCUAGAGACACGAGUUUCCAUGCGCUAGCCAUUAUUACCAGUGGUAUCUUCGAUAAGUAUCCAGGAGUGAAGCUUGUGCUAGGCCACCUCGGUGAAAUGCUUCUAGCACAUCUUGGACGUAUCGACCACUGGCUCGAGAAGAGAAAUCGCGGCAAAGACCUCCCAAGCCAGAAAACUGUACGAGAAUAUCUAGAGAACAACGUAUAUGUGACGACAGCGGGUCACUUCUCUACCCCAGCGCUUGUUCACGCGAUGACGGAAAUUGGGAUAGAUAGGAUUCUGUUCUCAGUAGAUACACCGUUCGAGAAUAUCACAGAAGGGUCGACUUGGGUAGAUACAUUGCCCAUCAGUCAUGGAGAUGUGACGAAGAUUGGGCGGACAAAUGCGCUUGCGCUUUUCCCUCGCCUGGCGAAGCGUUUGAGGUCCGAUGAGGUUGAGAAGCUUCAACAGGAUCGGCAGCGAGUGUUAUUCACGAAGAAUGCUGGGUUCUGGUGA
Messenger RNA from Exophiala bonariae, 1074 nucleotides. RefSeq lists its product as uncharacterized. Lineage: Eukaryota; Fungi; Ascomycota; Eurotiomycetes; Chaetothyriales; Herpotrichiellaceae. Gene Ontology annotation, molecular function: hydrolase activity; carboxy-lyase activity. Bases 1 to 1074 code for a protein of 357 amino acids. The record is from RefSeq and is a predicted model, not a curated record. Gene Ontology annotation, biological process: secondary metabolic process. Gene Ontology annotation, cellular component: cytosol; cytoplasm. The transcript is spliced from 2 exons.